CGCGUACAGUCGCACUUCAUUGUCCCGACGAAUCACCGCUACUGGAUUUAUGCCUCCUUCAGCAAGCUCAUCUCCAGCCCAUAUCCAGAGCCUUGCAGGACAAUCUUGGAGAACGUCUCCAUCGAAGUUCACGCCAACGUGUAUCCUUGCGAAGCUGCGCGUAUACAGUGAGCCGAGUGAACCUAUGCAUGUAGUGGCCUCGCGACCGGGGUCGCUCUGCUUCUGAAACUGUGUCCGACUGUGAGCUCGAGAUCGAGUGCUGUACGGUAAAAAUAACAAUUGUCUGCACUGCGCAUGGCAGUCCAAUCGAAUGGUAGGUCCAUUGGUCAAGCUUUGAUCACUGACGCGGAAGUCGUAUGCUGUGGACAUCUCAUCAGACCCCGACCAUGCGGACGCAAUCCUUCAAGCUCGGCAAUACGACACAACAUUACGGGGUGCUCGUCGCAGAUUGCGGACUGCAUGAAAAUUGAAUGAUUCAACUUUGGAGCGGGUAGCGCUGGGGCUACGUGAGGCGAGGACAAUGCAGGUCUGCGGGCAAGCGAUUCAGAGCUACUGCGACCCGUAUAACCUAUGCGAGGAGGAAAUAUUCUUAGCAAUACUGUGUUGGAGAACAUGGUUGCGGCGGAGAGGAGGUUAGAAGAGCAGACUGAGGCGGAAGCGCGGGGCUGGUCUUGGCAUGAACAAUGACAACUGCAGCCUGAGUAGAUAACGCCAGCAGAUCUCAGACCCACUGAGAGCUUCGAAAUGAAGGGGUGCUUGUCUCUGUUCCUGGGGUGCGC
Messenger RNA from Periconia digitata, 779 nucleotides. Lineage: Eukaryota; Fungi; Ascomycota; Dothideomycetes; Pleosporales; Periconiaceae. The record is from the annotation of a GenBank genome assembly.